AUGGCAUCGACAUUCUUCAAUAACAAGGCCCGAGCAGCCGCUGCAGCUUCCUCGAGCGGAUCCAAGACGAAACAGACCGACAGCAAGGAAGAUAACACUCGGCUACAGCCAUGGGUUGAGAAAUAUCGUCCAAAGACGCUCGAUGACGUUGCUGCACAGGAUCACACAACAAAAGUCCUCCAACGGACACUACAAGCUUCCAAUCUCCCCCAUAUGCUCUUUUAUGGACCUCCCGGAACAGGCAAAACUUCAACAAUCCUCGCAUUGGCCAAAUCUCUCUUCGGUCCGGCCCUCUAUCGCUCCCGCAUUCUGGAAUUGAACGCCUCCGACGAGCGCGGUAUCGGAAUCGUCCGUGACAAGGUCAAGAACUUUGCUCGUGCGCAACUCUCCCAACCUACCGGCCUCGAUGCUGCGUACCGUGCGCAAUAUCCAUGCCCACCCUUCAAGAUCAUCAUCCUCGACGAGGCAGACAGCAUGACUCAGGACGCCCAGUCUGCGCUCCGUCGCACAAUGGAACAGUAUUCUCGCAUCACGCGUUUCUGUCUCGUCUGCAACUACGUCACACGGAUCAUCGAGCCUCUAGCCAGUCGUUGCAGCAAGUUCCGAUUCAAAAGUCUCGACAAUGCUGCGGCUGGCGAGCGUGUUGCCGAGAUCGCCCGUGCUGAGAACCUGAAGCUUGAUGAUGGUGUCGUGGACACUCUCAUCCGAUGUGGUGAGGGUGAUCUGCGUCGUGCGAUUACGUAUCUUCAAAGCGCAGCUCGCCUGAUGGGUGCAACGCGCACGGGAGGCAAAGGUGGUGACGAGGAUGCUGAAAUGGUAGAUGCGGAUGACUCUACAUCAGGGGUUAUAACCGUCAGAACUAUUGAGGAGAUCGCGGGUGUCGUUCCCGAAAAUAUCUUGGAUAACUUAAUGCAGGCCAUGCAGCCAAAACCGACGGGCUCGGCAUAUGAGGCCGUUUCAAAGGUAGUAACCGAUCUAGUUGCGGAUGGCUGGAGUGCAACGCAAUUGGUCAUUCAGUUAUACCGACGGGUCGUAUUUAACGAGGCAAUUCCCGACAUUCAGAAGAACAAAAUUGUCAUGCUGUUCUCAGAACUGGACCGACGGCUUGUGGAUGGCGCCGAUGAACAUCUCUCUGUGCUCGACCUUGCGUUACGUAUUGCAAACGUGCUUCGGGGAUAG
Molecule: messenger RNA, 1179 nt
Organism: Penicillium oxalicum
Lineage: Eukaryota; Fungi; Ascomycota; Eurotiomycetes; Eurotiales; Aspergillaceae
Product: replication factor C subunit 2
Exons: 4
Coding region: 1-1179 (392 amino acids)
Biological process (GO): DNA repair; DNA-templated DNA replication
Cellular component (GO): DNA replication factor C complex; nucleus
Molecular function (GO): DNA binding; ATP hydrolysis activity; DNA clamp loader activity
Source: RefSeq, a predicted model, not a curated record